CAGCGGCAGCAUCCGAGCCACGCAGCGACCGCAGGUAGCAGGCAGACACUGAGCGGGCUCAUCUUCCGUCUUCGCUCGACUUCAUUCACUCUGUCCCGCUAGAAAACAUCAUUCAGCACAAAAGCCGGACUUAAAAAAAACAUUUUUUUUUUCACUUUAGAAAAAGUUCUAAAUAUGCUGCGGUCCUCCAACCGGGCAGAGAGAAGCGGGCAGCCUUAGAAUAAACUUCACGCAAGUUUGUUUCGACUCCGGAGCGGAGGAAAGUUUUUCACUUCUCCAUCUCUCAUGCUCACCACUGAAAAACUUUUAGGUAAACGCAGGUCGGAUCUUCACAUCUGAAAAAAACCACAGCCACGUUUCCUUAUUCACGUUCUUCUGAACCUCCCUGAAAUCAGAGCCACUCUCAAUGGAGGCCACAGGAAAGUAUGAGUUUGCUGCGACGUCGGAUGACGAGCUCACCUUCAGAAAGGGUGAUGUACUAAAGAUUUUAACCCUUGAAGACGACUGGUGUAAGGCAGAGAUGCAGGGACGGGAAGGAUAUGUACCACGUAACUACAUCAAUUUGCAGAUUCCAGGGUGGUUUAAGGAGGAUGCCAGUCGCAGUGCUGCAGAAGAGCUCCUGAAGUCCAAAUCUGUGGGGGAAUUUUUGAUCCGAGGGUGCCAAACCUCCCCUGGAGACUUCUCCAUUUCUGUCAAACAUGAGAAUGACGUCCAGCACUUCAGAGUAAUGCGGGACAACAAAAGCCAGUACUUCCUGUGGCAGGAGAAGUUCACCUCCCUCAACAAGCUGGUGGAGUUCUACAAAGCCAACAGCAUCUCUAAAAACAGGGUGAUUUACCUCAACGACGGCACCCUGGACAGAGGGAUCCCCUCGCCAUCUCAGCCGGUGAAGAGGGGAAGUUUGCCUGAGCAACGUACAACACCGGGUUUCAAUACGGCGCCACGCAGAUCUUCAGACCAGACUCCCAGCCAGCUGGCCAGGAGGCCUGAACUGGAGGCGCGAGCACACACCAUCGGCCACACAGGAAGAAGCAGCCCUUCCACCUCUGCUCAGCCUCUGAGACGCACCUCUGAAACCAUGCCACUGCCUCAGAGAUCGUGCUUUCCGCAGGUGAGGGCUCUGUACAACUUCACUGCAGAGGAAGACGACGAGCUCGAGUUUUCCGCCGGUGACAUCAUCGAGGUGGUGGAUAACUCUGAUGGGUCGUGGUGGAAAGGGAGGCUGAGAGGAUCAGAGGGGCUGUUUCCCGCAAACUACACGGAGCAGCUGUAAGGAAACGCCACGGGCGGUGAUUUUAAAACGCCUGCGCUUGUUCGGACUCAAUCUGCGGGCGCUUCAGCUCUCGAUGAGUUUCUGAACGUAAACAAGCAGGCUACUGUCUGCUCUGCAUGUCAGUCUCCCACCAGAGGACUGAGGCAGUGCCGCUUUAUUUAUGAAGGCACAGAGACAGGAACUUCCCACGGCUCCCACAUGCUCAUCGGGCACACAGGAAAUGCUGCACAUGGUGCCCAAAGAUGAUGUUUGUGUCAUGUGUUUGUAAGCAUAUUGUCUGAACGCUCGCUGGCCAGGCUGCUGAUGAAUGGACUGUCUGCUCACUUUCUGACACAUUUUAUAUAAAAAAAAAAGUUACGAUCAACUUUUUAAAUAAAAUUUAU
Molecule: messenger RNA, 1656 nt
Organism: Archocentrus centrarchus (flier cichlid)
Lineage: Eukaryota; Metazoa; Chordata; Actinopteri; Cichliformes; Cichlidae
Gene: grap2a
Product: GRB2 related adaptor protein 2a
Exons: 10
Coding region: 407-1273 (288 amino acids)
Molecular function (GO): protein binding
Source: RefSeq, a predicted model, not a curated record